UGUUCCAUGUGGAACGUAAGCACGUGGGUCCGCAGAGGGCCGGCACCGGUCAUUCGGAACUGAGGGACCAAGGCGAAGGAAGCCAGGAAGCAUCAAGGGAAGACUUGAGCCCAGGCUGCUAUGGAGCUGUACCUCAGCGCCUGCUCCAAGACUGCCAAUGUGGCUGCCAAUAAGGCAGCCUCCAGCACCGUGGCAGACGACAGUCAGCAAUGCGGAGAUGGAGCACACAAAACCCCAAUUCCAGGGGUAGGAGCUGCUCAGCUCCUAGAUCUUCCUCUUGGGGUCAAGCUGCCUAUGAUCCCAGGAACUGAUACUGUAUAUUUUACUACGAAUAUCAGUGAAAAGCUUUUUCGACCUUCCUAUGGUUUUAACCUGACUGAUCCUUACUGUCGACUUUUGGAAACCCAAUAUAAAAGUCUCCAUGAUCCACAUUUAAGAACAUAUUAUAAGCGCAAAGAUAUUCUGAGGAGACUAAAGAAAGGUGGCUAUAUCACCAGCAAUAAUAAAAUUGUAUGCAGCUUGAGGGAGCUGAAUAAAUAUCGGCAAUACCUUACCAGCCUAAAGUUAGACUUUGAAAGAAACUACUUAAGAGAACAGCAAUUGAUUUCGAAACAACUACACAGACUUCAAGAAACCAGCCAACUUCCUCAUUGUUCUGAUGUCACACGAUUCCAGAACUGGCUGUUACAGGACAACUCUCAGUGUAUUAAGGACCAAGAACGUUUGUUAAGGCACAGAUAUUUGGAUAUGAUAAGUAAGGAAUUAGAACAACUUGAGCGCACAGCGGAAGAACAACGCUUACUCCGCAUGGACAGAGAGGAGAGACGACAGCGGGAAUAUGCAAGGAAAAAACUUAGUCUUCGUAGAAAAAUUGAAGAGGAAUGGAAGACAAAGGAGAUGAUGCUUCUCACAAAGAUCGGAGAAGAUGUUAAGAGAGAACAGAGGGUAGAAGAACAAAGGCGGAGAAGCCGAGAAGAGAGUGACCGAAAGAAACAAGCAAUGUUAGAGAAGAAAAUGGCUUAUCAUUUACAAAAGAUGCAGGAUACUGGCUUAAAAGAUGACAUGGGAAGAAGUGGAUUUGAAUAUAAAGGACAAACUAUGUUUGAAUCUUCCCCAAAGAAGAAAAAGAGGCCGCUUGAUGAUAUAAAAGUAGUUUAUCCCGAUAGCGACCAGAAAGCAUAUAAAGGAGCAUCAGGACAAGUAUCAUCCACUGUCAAUCAGUCCCAGAGUAGUUCAAAGAAUGUUACAAAAGUGUCAGGAUCCUCAGUUGCUUAUCCGGCAGACGUACAAAACAGCAGUUCAGAGCAAAAGAGAAAUGGAAUAACGAAAAAACUAAGUGAUGAAAGAGUCCCUGGAACUACAUCAACUAGAGACUCAGUUAUUUCAGCUCAAGAGUCACCCACAAAGAAUGCUAGGCUUUCACAGACAUCUUUGAUACAUCAUAAAGAAGAGAAGAUGCAAAGUGAUUGGAAUGGAAGACCAAGCAAGAAAUCAAGCUAUGUUGGAGAACCAGGGUCACAGAGUUGUGCUCCGCCCCCCAAUAUCUUUUCUUCUCCCGUUUACUCAAAUAUGCAACAAAAUUUACAACAUUGCUUGAAGGAAAAAGUAACUUCUGAAGAACUAAAUAGCAUAAUCCAAAAUAUAAUGACCUGGGUUGUAGCUACAGUAACCAGUAUAUUAUAUCCAGCCAUCACAAAAUAUGAAGAACGAGUACAGAGUAAUACAUACCAAGUGUCUGAUGACUCCGACCUUUCUUCAGACAGUUCAAGCUUCUGUAGUACAUGCAGCGAAGGUUUUACAUACAGAAGCUAUACAGCUAAAACAUUUCAAGCUGAUCCGUGUGCAUUUGCCACUGACGUGCCAUUGAAAAAACCACCUUCACCUGUGAAAACUCCUUCUGCACAUGUGGAAAAAACAGUUAUUGACCAAACAUAUGAAAAGAAAGGACAAGAUAUAGCUUCACAAGUUAAUUUCAACAAAACCAGCUUGGACUACCCAUUUCCUAAGAUAGGAAGCAGUAAAUCGGAUAGUCAUCUCUUAACAUCAUUAGAAACAUGCACUAAAACGUCCAAAGACGCUACCACAGAAACAGAGAGUUUAGAGAUCCCAUUUCUAUAUGAUAAAAAAGCAAAGGCCAUGGAUGAGAUGAAAAAUUUAAAGAAUGUCUUUGUAAACUUUAAAUGUCAUUUGAAAGGAGAAACACAACUUAUUUUAGAAAGUAUUUUUCAAGAAAUAAUGUCUGACUUAAGCCAGGCCAUUCCCUCUCUUUCUUCUGUGACUGCUGAAGUUUUUGUCGAUCAGACUGAUGCUGAAAGAGAAGAGUUUCUCUCCAAUGUUGACAUCUGUUCAGUAGCUUCAGAGAUUGUGGAAAACAUGCUCGAGAAGCUGGAGUGCGCUGUUGAGAGAAAAUAUGUGCAGAUCUUUUCACAAGAAGACUUGUCAGUUGAGAUUAAACCAAGUUUAUCAACUAGUGGUGAAUAUUUUUCAUCCAUAGAAACAAAACCUUCAGAAGAUACGCUGAGUUUUACUUUGGAGCCAAUGUGUGAUAUUGCAGAUGAUAUGGUACAUUCUAUUUUAGAAAAAUUGAUGGUUCUUGCAUCUUAUAAGAAAACUGAAGUUUCUCCAGAAGACAGUACUAAACAUUUCCACCAACCAACCAAGACAGAGCCAAUCCAUAAAGUCUAUCAAAAAACGGACCAAAAGAAAGCUAGCCCUGCAUUUGAUGCUUCUAAUCUAAUUGCAAAAGAAGACAUUCAAAACUUAAUAUCAGAUAUUUUUUCACAGUCGUCUCUAGUUGGUUAUGUGGAAGAGGCAAUCAGCACUAUACUAGGCUAUGUCCAAACAGAACUCAAUAAUGAGAGACUGAUUGCAUCUGAAGAAACUGUAGUACUUCUUCAGCUGCUGGAUGAUGUCUUAACUCAGCUUCACCAGCAGCCAGAAAAAGCAGCUGUUAAAAAACAGAGACGACCUAGAGUAAGAAGUUUUUCUGAAUCUGAAGAAAAGUAUAGACUCACUGGCACCACAUCAUUUAAUAAUCUUAGGUCUAAAAAACCAUUUCCACCUGUUAAUGUCCCCGGAAUGGUUCUUUAUUCUGAAGAUGAUGAUGAGGAAAUAGAUAACUUUGUGCGAAGUGUGCUUGAUUCAUCUUUCAGUGAUGAGAAGGUAAAAUCACCAGAGCAGAUUCCCAGCCAUUGGCCUAAAAGGAGAGAUACUUGUUUUGAAUCCAGGAGAAGCAGUAAACCUCCAACGAAAUCUACUUUUGAAAGUAGAACGAAAAACAGAGUGGAGUCUCGUGACUGGGGAUUAAAAUUGGAGCUGUCUCUUAGUAGUGAAGAUAUUGUGAAGACAAAGCACGGCUUGAGUGGCGAGGCUUCAAUUUUCAGCCAAGAUCAAAAGCACCAAAUACAGAAGGCUUCAGAAAACAUAGUGAAACACAUUUUAACAGAGAUGCUCAAGGAUAUAUCUUCUGAUUCAUCUAGCCACACGGGAAGCCAAGCUGGUGAAGAAGGCUCUGCUUUCAUCUCAGACAAAUUUCAAGGACUAUCAGAUCAAGACUGGAUGGAACAGAUAUUCUCUGGGUCCGAAAUUUGUGCAUUCGCACAUGAGAUAACAGAUUCUGUAAUAAAUAUACUUCAUAAGGCCUCAACGUACAUUCCAAGUACCAUUAAAAAUGCCUUUACAUCAGUUCAUCAUACUUAUGUAGAUCCUUCUGAUACUGCCCACACAUCCAAAGAGACAUCGAGUAAAGUGCCAUUUAAAAUAUGGUUUGACAGUGAAAAGAAAGUGAAAUAUUUAUCUUCUCUGAACAUGGAGCAAGAAAAGACUUCCAAGUUAAGAUCUGGAAAAUGUGAACCUAAGCGUGUCAAUGAUAUUACUGAUAAGAUCAUUAAUACAAUUUUUAAAAGGCUGAAGCUAUUUGUUUGUCCAAAACUGCAGAUAGGCAGCAAAUCUCCACUGAUAGAAAAAUCAUUUCAUUCUCAACUUAGUACUUACACAAUGAAAAUCGUCAACAUUGUUUUGAAUGCCAUCCAAAGUGAGCUCGAGAUGGAGAAAAUAAGCCCAAAUCUUAAGGAGACAGACCAACACAAGAGUCGUAAAAACAAAGGGUUCUUCAUGGAUUCCAAUAAAGUCGUAGAGUCCCAUGUUGCCAGUGUCAAUGAUGACAUUAUGGAAAGUCCAUUACUGGCAUGUAUUUGUGAAAUGAUAGCAAGUACAAAUGAAAAUAAAAAACAUACUCCCACCUAUACAGAUAAGGCAGUACCUACAACUACAUGUGGGACUGGCAGUGCUCCUAAACAAAAUAUUUUGUCAGAUAAACAACAGGAAAAAAUUUCCUUCCGCGAAUUGUUAGCUAAACCUUGCCUUCGGCACAGCUUCACUGAUGAAGAGGAUUUCAAGGACAGUUCCAAAUUGGAGGUUUUAGAUCAAAUUGGGGAGACGCUGCAUGAAAUGUUAAGCAAACUCACAGGUGAACACCCUGAUUCUCAGCCAUCUUGCAGUCAUCAAAACAAAGAAAACUUAGAGAAGGACCUUCCAACACUGUCUAACGUUCAGCUCAUUUCUAAAGGAAUUUUGGACUACGUCCUUGCCAAAUUAUGCGAUAUUGACAUAGACACCAGCAUCAUAAAUUCUGGAUUGAAAACUGUGUCUGACACCCUUGACAUAGAAAACCUAUCACUUGCUUCAACUAUGGAGGAAAUGGCCAAAUGCACCAACAUAAUCUCGAGCAUAAUUUCCAAUAUUAUGGAGGAGAAUAAGGAUGAGACCAAAAGCAAAGAAAAAAGUGAUCCUCCAGUGUCUACCAAAACAGAGAUCCCAGAAGAAAUGUGCCCCCAAAAACUAAAAAAUAUUGCUUCAGAUAUUCUUAAUGCGGUUUUUGCAAAACUGGAAAAUUUUGCAAAUGGAAGUGUAGAAAAGGUUGGUGCUGUUGAUGAUGAAACUCAAAAAGAACAUACAGUAGGUUGGGAAUGUGAAAGCAACAGUUCUCCUGCAGAUUCUCAAGAUCAAUCAUUGCAAUCCACUUUAUACAGUCAUGCAAAGAAGGUAUCAAGUGGUAUUUUGAAAGCCAUUCAAACGGAAUUAAAUGUGAACCCAUCUGACAGUAAGAUAGAUAAAAAGAGCUCACAGGAGGAGACACAAAUACUUACAAAUAUUGUUGAUUUAAUUUUAGGUGUAGUAUCUUCAGAUAUGUUUGCUGAACCUGAAUCUGAGAACACAGACAAUGAAAACUAUGGAUACCGACCAACCUAUGGAAAUUUUCUUCCUGGAGGAGCAGAAUCAGACUCAUUUUACGACGAUGAGACACAAGAUAAAGAACUUAUGAGUGAUACAUCAUUAUUAAGGGAGGAAACUAGAGCCCUUUCUACUGACGAGAUGGUUCUAGAAAGAACCUUAAGCAAAAUUGAAGUAAAGCUCAAAGAACCACACAGAUCUCCAAUUGUUCCCAUUAUAAGGAAUAUUUUGAACGAAAUUUUUCAAAGUGCUCUAAUCAGUCAGUUAAAUGUGGUUUCGCUCUCACGUGCUCAUUUUGGUGGGAUGCCUCACAAUGCCCCUGCAUCCUCUACUCAAACAUCUUCUCGUUUUAUAAAUCAAAUGAUGGGCCCAUUGGUAUCUGACACAGAUGUGAGUGUAGUAGUAAAUGAUGUUGUUAGGACAGUAUUCCACAAACUUUAUUCAGCUGCCAUGACAGAAAAGCAUGUAAGUGAAAACAGAUGCAAAACCAUCAUCUUUUCGGCCAACGUGUCUUUCCAUGAGCGUACCUAUGGAAGAAAUGGCCCUGCCAGUGGGUUAAAUGGAAAUGCAUGUGAUCUUCAGUCCAGCUGGAAUGUUGACAAACAGACCAAAAUAAAUGUAGUUGAAGACAUUGUUCAGUCAAUAUUAGGAAAUUUAGAAACUUUUGCUGCUUCCAAAGUAGAAUCUCUCUUCUGUCCCCAAGUCAACUUCACAGUUCCAGUGACUUUGCCAGUCCAGCAGGAAGGGGGAUCAUUAAGCCAAGCUUUAUCAGACAAAGACUCUGACAGUCAGCUUCCCUGUUCACUGGAUCAUAGGAAUCCAGAACAGAUGGACCCGUGGUGUCAAAGGUCUCUGUCCAAAUUAAAUAUUUAUGCAAAAGAAGUGGCUAGGAAAAUUUUACAGGGUAUCAAACAUGAGUUAGAUAAAGAACAAGACAGUCCUCUCUUGACAAAUCAUAUUGUGGUUUCUGAGAAUAUUGCAAGUCAGGUUGUUAACGCAGUGCUUGAUAUUGUGUCAUGCAAAACCCAGGGUGACAAAAACAGCUCUGACAAAGAGAGUCAUUCCGAUCAACAAGCUGGUAUUAUUGAAAGGCUAGUCAAUAAAACAGAAUACCGAAAAAUACUUGAGUUUCAAAUUCAAGAUACCAUUGAAGGGAUCUUAUGUGAAAUUUAUGGAAACAUUGUGCAUCAGAAUAAUCUCUCAUUUGCCACACCUACUCCGAAAUAUGGUGUACCUACAAAAUGCUCAGAAGCAGAUUUUGAACCAGUAGUUAUGGGUACAAAUAUUAUCCCUAAAGUCUCAGUUCCUAAAGCAGAUGUCAUUUUGGUGUCCAAAGACAUAGUGGACAUUGUGCUUCAUAACCUUACAAGUUUGGUCAUGCUUGCCGUAAAUGCAAAGGACUCUACUUCUGCAAGAUUGGCCUUCUAUGAUAUAUUUCCAAAGCCACCGUGCCAGCAGCCUCUUUCUAUAACACAAAGCACUGAAGGAAAACCAGGGCACCCGUCACUCUUAAAAAGUAAGAAUUUAGGUUAUCCUGAUGUUCAUCCGACGCCCAUAAAUGGCAAAGAAGACACCAAGGAACCUGCUGCUGACCCAUGUGAGGAAAAUGCAAACUGCAUCACUGAAACUAUUUUCAAUCGGUUACAGUCUUUUGCCACAGAGAGAAUCAACUCAUUAACGACUCUUGCCUUUCAGCCUGAAGGAAAUGGAUUCGUUAACCCACAAUUUCAAAAUGAUAAAGACGACAACUGCAUUUUUCAUGAACCAGGCCAAGCUGAAUCUGAUGUGAAAGUCCUAAAAUUAUCAAAGAAUAAAACAGUCCCUAGUCAAGCGCUUGCAGAACCCAUUUUUGCCAGGUGCAGAGAAAAUUUUGGAACUACAACCCAUUUGUCACAAACCAGCCUUAAGGACUAUGCUGCUGUCAUUGCCAGCACUAUUCUGAAGCUUAUCAAAAAUGAUCUGGACUUAGAACUGCAAAGUAUGCACACAUAUGCAAGUCACAUUUUAUUUCAAAAGAAUAUGAUUGUGAGUGAAAUUGUUAAUAAUAUCUUAAAGGUUUUGCACAAUAAAGAAACUGUAAAGGAACUUCUUCUAUCCUCAUCAGAGAACUCUAGCUGUUCCCAGUUAACCAUAUCAAAUGAGGUUUUGCUGGGACAUAAAGAGAAGGAAAAAACUACCCCAUUGCCCCAGUUUACGGCCAACUCCUUAGAAGAAAGCCGAAUAACAAUGGAAAAAGAAAGCCAGAGAGAUGUUUUGGAAGAAAUAUUUAUGAGAAGAGGGGACUCUAAAUCAAGAGAAAGAACGGAAAUCCUCAGGACAGUGGAAGAGGUUUUGAAGAAACUAAGUCAGAAGAUAAUGGAUAUCAUAGGCCACAUCUCCCCGUUCAAUGAAAUCCCCUAUAUAGUGUCUAAGUCUAAAAGUAAAACAGCAGCUGUAAGACACAGGAAAUUCUUUCAGUCGCAUAUUAACAAUGUAUCAAAUGAUAUACUGGAAAAUGUUUUGGGCGAGAUGCACUCUGUGGUUGUAACAUCCCUGUACAAGAAAAAUAAAGGCAGGAGAGAGGGAGAGAUGCAUGACACCAGCGGCAGCUCAGCAGGAAAAGCACCGUGCUUCAGAGAAACUAAGCCAACGAGAAAACGGAUACCACAGACGCAUCCGUAUGCUGACAAUUUAAAUGCUCUUGUGUUAGAAAACACCUUUUUUCCAUACUUGCCAUCGCAAAUUGGAAAAUAUUUAGUUCAAAUAGUCCUUGAUAAGUUGUCAAAUUUUGUCUCCCUGCAUCUAGAAGAGGGAUAUCCACCUGAAGGUAGUUACGAUGACUUGUACCUUCUUAGGAUACAUAAUUCUAAACUCAGCCCAAAGAACAGUCCGAGGCCAGGAUGCAAAACAAGUUUAAAAAUGAGAUCAAAAAUCACCUCUCUCUCUAAAUUUAAAACAAAACCACACCUUGGUAUUAGCGGUACUAAGACCAAAAGCAAGACCAAGUUAUCUGCUGGAGAGAAGACUCCAAGAGAGAACAGAUCCAAAACCGCCCUUGGGCUGCCACAGACGCCACAAGCCGAAGAUGCCAAAACCACACUGAAAACAAAAUUACCAGUGGCAGAAUUAAGAGUCUAUGCCACGAACAUAAUAACUGACAUUUUAGAAGUAAUUAUGGGCUCUCUCGAGAGAGCAUCACAACACAGAGCCAUGUUUAACAUGAAAGUCUUAUCAUCUAGUCAAAUCCUUGAAGCCAGUAAAAUUGUUAACGCAGUGUUACAAGAGCUGUAUGCGACGAACAACGACAAUUCGGAUUCUCCAACUAACAGUUCAAACCCGAGUGAUCAUCGCCUAGCCAAGCAGAAUCUGGGUGCAGGUUACCCUUCAGAGCAACCGUGUUUUUACUUAGAAAAUGUUUCCUCACAGUUAGAACAGAUUUUUCCUAAAGAAGGUAUAUUGAAGAAAAUGUUUGACAAGUGGCAAACAGAAACAAGUGAUACAGAAACUGAAAAGUCUAAACUUUUAACUGUAGCCGAAAACAUUUUAACCGAGAUUUCAAUUAAAGCCAAAGAUUUGGAGUACUCACUUUCACUUCUAAAUUUGCCGCCUCUUGAAGAGUGUGAAAACAGAUUCUAUGACCGCUUUAAGGGUGGAGCUACAAGAGCUGAGGACACAAAAGCCCAAAUCAAUAUGUUUGGACGGGAGAUUGUCGAAAUGCUCUUUGAAAAAUUACAGCUGUGCUUCUUGUCUCAGAUGCCUACUCAGGAUGGUAAUGGAAUGCUAACAUGUAGGAAAGGACCCGUUGCUGCGAAAAGUAAGCAUGGUGUUCAAACUAAGCCCAUCCUCAGUGGCAUGCAGACCUGUAACCUGAAAAUGAAAGACCAGGUGUCUAUGAGCCGUAGCAAUCAAAUUGUGCACGAGAUUGUAGAGAGAGUCUUAAACAUGUUAGAGUCGUUUGUGGACUUGAAGUUUAAGCAUAUAUCUAAGUACGAGUUUUCUGAAAUAGUAAAAAUGCCAAUAGACAAUCUCUUUCAAGUGCAACAAAGACAAUUAAGCAAAAAGAUGCUGCCAAAAUUACCAUCUAGAAAGUUUGGUGAUGAGUGCAAGUCAAGCGCUAUUAUAUCCAAAGAAAAUGUACAGAACACACUCUUACAAGUCCAUUUAUUCCAUUCGGAAUUACUUACAUAUUCUGUCACUACUGUCAGUGGCAUGCUUAGGAUAAUCAAGAAUAAGCUAGACAAAGAAAUAAGUCAAAUGGAGCCAUCUCCAGUCAGUCUAUUGAAAGAGAACAUGGCUGCAAGCGAGAUCAUUGGUACACUCAUAGACCAAUGCUCCCAUUUCAGUGAGUCCUUGGUCAAAAACCUUCCUACCAAUAACUGGUUCAAAGGAACCGAGAAUGUUUACAUUGUUAAUCAGGUUGAAUUUGCACCUUCUGUGAAAAUGCCUCCAGGGAACAUGAGUGACACUCCUGGGAGGAGUAAUAGUCCACCAAGGAGUGUGCCAGGCUUGGAGUUCACGUCUGACGAUGAUAUGAAAGAAAAAUAUAACCUCGCAUCUAAUUCAUCUUCCCUCAUCAGUUCCUAUGUAGAAAAUGCCAGUAAAAGCUCAGAGGCAGCCAGGAGGCCCAGUUCGAGAGCCAUGCCAUCAUGUUCUAGACACAAAACACAAGACCACAGCUGGAGGAAACCAAACUCUGGACCAUUUGAGGAAGUCACAAAAGCUCACAGCUUUCUCCCUGAAGGGAGUGUGUUACAAAAAUUGUUUAAGAAAGUAAAUGAUUCCACAGAAGAGUCACUAAAACAAGUCUUAUCAUUUAUAGAAAUGGGCAAAGGUGAGAAUCCAAGGGUUUUUCAUUAUGAGGCUACCAAACCAGCUGAGCCAAAGGAAAUUAGGACAACUGCUUCCCCGCUGAAAAUAUGCUUAGCUGCAGAAAAUAUUGUAAACACAGUACUGUCAAGUUAUGGCUUCCCACAUCAACCAGGCACUAGUGAAAGCACAGAGACUAUGAAACCAUUUUUUAUGUCAAGUCAAACUCCUUUGUCGGACAUAUGUGAAGGACAAAAAGAUAUGGAGAAAACUUUGCUCACAACAUGGUGUACCCGAAUGACCGACCUGCUGGAGGAGGAAAGUGAAAGUUCUGAAACCUGCCAAGAGGAUUUUUCUUUAUUAUACAAAUGGAAAAAUAAAAACUCCAAAACAACAACAGAGGCUUCGGAGGAAGCCUACGCCAUUGAUUUUGCUGAUCAUGAACUUGGUCCAAAUGAAAUGCACUUGGUUGCAAGACACGUUACAACAUCUGUGAUCACACACUUGAAGAACUUGAAAACUUCAGUUUCUACUGAGAAGUUGUUUCAUAUAUCUUCACUCUCAAAGAAAAACGAUGAUGCCAAGCAGCCUAUUAAAAGCAUUUACAGUAAUUCUUCAGUUUAUCAGCUUUGUGAACAUCUUUCUGAAGCAGUUAUCUGCUACCUAAGUUCAAACCUUUCUGAUGGCACCAGAGAAGGCAGCAAAGAGAAAGCAUGGGAAAUUCACGAUGCAAUACUUGACAAAAACAUCUUAAUUCAUUCUCAACUGCAUAAAACCAGGUCUAUUUCCAUUGGAGAUCUCGCCUUAAGUAUUUUUGAAGUUAUUGUUGAAGUUCUUUUUUACAGAAACUUGAUAAAUGCUGACAAGGCACAUCAGGCUUCCAUAAAUGCAAAGUACACUCUCUGUCCAGGAGUGACUUCUUCUGACUUUGACGAUAUGUUUCAAGAUCUCUUAAAAGGAGUGAUCUGUGUAUUGUCCAAAGUCCUAGGAAUAAAUCAUUUUGAAAAUAAUGUAAGAAACAAGUCAUAUGCCCCACUUAAAAGUAGUUUGCCCAUUUUAAACAAAGUCAAUACCAUGGAAAAUCAUACAGGCCCAAGGGACUUGGAGUCAUCCCCUCACCUAACUGAUCACCUUGUUCAAAAAAAUAAACUAAAUUACCUAGCACGUAGGUUAAACAGUCUGGUUGGCAGCCUAAAAUCUCAUGAAUCCAAAGAAGUCGUCAAUGAAGUGUUUAAUAUCGUUUUAGAUUUAUUUUUACCGGAUGAAUUUCCUGAUGGUGAUAUGAGUUCUGGUAAACUAGCAAAAACAUUUUCCCCCUCAAAUAUCCAAGAAAGUCAUAGAACCCUUACCAACAAUCUAGGGCUUUCCUCUAAAUCAGUUUUUCUUCUCAAUGUUGUGUGUGAGAAACUUAUCCGAACACUUCUAGAAAAGUGCACGGGGGGUGCCGCAUUUUUUGAGGAGAAUACGCUUUUGCGUGAAGUACCAGAAGAAUGUCAACAUGUCAAAGUUCUUUCAAGUGUUAAAGGUGGAGGUUUUGAUUAUCUUAAGACACCAACGGACUGUGAACAAUUUCAGGGAGAUUACAUGUCAGACCUGUUGGAAAACCUGGCAGACAUUGAUCAAGAUUCAUUAUCAUCAGACUGUAUACUUAAUGUUAUUUCCCACAGCUUGGUUAAAUCUUUGAUGGACAAGCUAUCUCAUGGUUUACAGCAAGCUCCUUUUGAAAACAAAUACAAGAACUACAGAAUGAAAGAAAUACAGCCAUUUGUUCCAAAGACAAUAAGGCAAGAAUUAAUAGACCCAGAACAGACGAAAGCCCAUGUAGGGUUCAUGAGCUCUGACAAUAAUUUUUUUACCAAGUCCUUGAAUAACCCCAAUGCAACUAGCUUUAAAAUGCACACACCAUUUGGCAAACAACAUGCAGGAAAAACUAUCUCUUUGUCCUUUCCUGACAGGAAAGAAGCAAGGAGAAUCAACAAAGUAUCCUCUCAUAAGCUAUGUCAAAGAGGUGUAAAUGGUGCUGUUUUUUCAGCCAUAUUUUUAGAGGAGAUAAUUGCAGAAUUAUUUUUUAAUUUGUCUACAUCAUUGUGGAAGAAAAAUCUGAACAUCACUGAAGCCUGGCUCAAUGAGAUAAAUACAUUACUUAUCAACAAUGUAGUGAAAGAGUUGAAUAAUGCUCAGAUUUCAGUUCUAAGGUAUCCUGAAGAAAGACUAUAUUUUCCAUCAGCCCAUAAAGGAUGUAUUACUAAGAUUGUUGAUUCCAUUUAUCUUGAUGUUUUACAGCAAUAUGAAUUUACAGUAACCAGUGGUAAUCUACCAUAUGAUAAUGCUCCAGUAGCUGAACGAAUAGCUAAUAGCAUAUUGUUAGAGAUUAUAGACUACCAGCUGCCAUCGUGCUUCAAGGGAAAGCUCAGAUCAAAUUUAUUUCACACGCUCAAUGCUGAAAUCAUACUGUAUAAACUUCGAAAUAGUUUAAAAAAAUGUAACUCUGAACCCAUGUCUUCAAAAGGGUAUAGUACCAUGUUACCACACUCAUUUUUAGAAUAUGUUAUCAGAAGACUCUUAGCUCAACUUAUUCCUUUGCCUGUUAAGUCUUCAUCGUUAGACAAAACAUAUUGGACAAGUUCAGAUUUCAGUGAAAUGUCCAACUGCAUAACAAAUAAGGUUAUGUCAGCUAUUUCAAAACAUAAAAUCUGGUUCACCAACUGUGACAAUCAGUAUCUACAUACAGAUAAAAAUCUCCAAAAGAUGGUAGAUUCUGUUUACAGUAAUAUUUUGCAAAUGUCUGAUUCUCUUGAUUUAAUACAGAAAAAUAUAAUUAGUCGAAGUCCAAUUAUGAUUGACCAAAUAGCCAGUUUCAUUAUUCAAGAGAUUAUUGAAAGCCAUCUUCAACCAUUUUUGUGUGGAGAGACUUUACCUCGCCCCAAAACUCCUCUGGAUGAAGUGUCUUACAUGGUCAAACAAGUUAUCAAUGAAGUUGUAGAGUCUCACAAGUCCCGGAAGACAUCACCUUUUGGCAUUUACCCUGAUAAGUUUGUAGGAGAAGUUGUCACAAGAGUUCUAUCAAAGAUUUUUAGUCCUAAGUCAAAAGCUAAUGUUGAGCUGGAAAAUAUGACCCAAAAAAUAGUAAGGUCAGUGAAUAAUCAUUUAGACAGAGCUAAGAUUCCGAUUCUAUGCGAUAGGCAAACAUCCCUUCCCUUUAGUAAUACAGAUACUGUGGAUGAACUUGUUGCCUCAGUAUACAGGAAUGUUUUGAAGCAGCAUGGACUAGAUCCUGACAUUGAUGAGUCUGAAAAUGGUGAAGUUUUUGUGGAAAAUAUUACCAAAUUUAUCACAGCAGCUAUUUCAGACUACCUUCUUCACCCCCUGUUUUCUGGUGACUUGUCAGCUUCUUCUUGUUCUAGUUCAAUGACUGAUCAUACUGUUUAUGACAUUCUUGGUGACAUCAAUAAAUCUAGUAAGUCAAACCAGACUUUACCUCUAUAUAAUACAUUACUACCAUAUACAUUUUUAGAAGAUAUGAUCAGAGUACUAUUAUCUAAAUUUUUUCCUUCUUCCCCUAAAAUCGCUUCAUACAAAGCAGCUUCAAAAGAUAAAGAAGGAGUAAAUUUUAAUGAAAUUGCUUCCAACCUGAUCAGUGAUAUUAGGAGAAAAAUAUCCCAACAUGAAAUUAGAUUUUCAAAAGACGAAGAGAGAACGAAGUCCUUUUACUCAGAAGAUGAUGUUCAGCAUCUGGUCGAUGCAGUUUUCACAAAUAUUUUAGAAAACUCUGGUUCUCAAGAAUCAGUGGAACAAAAUAUCACAAAAAGUAAUGCUGUUUUAAUUGAUCAAAUAGCAGGUUUCAUUAUUAAAUACAUCUGUGAACACCAUCUUCAGCCAUUUCUGGAAAGAAGGCAAUUAUCUUCCUCAUCACGAAAAUAUUACGAUGAUGACAGGCAGGAGUUGUUAUAUGGGAGUGCUUAUUCCUCAAUGUUUUUAGAAGAUGUGGUCUCUGGAGUAGUUAGCAAAAUAUUUCACAGGGUAGUUGGCAUUGUACAAGUGGACUCAACAAGGAACUCAGAAAAUGUCUUGUUUGAUAAAGCCGAAAGCCUCAUAUAUUGGAUAACAGAGGAAUUUUCCAAAGCUCAGGUUACCACUAUAGAAAACGCUGAAGAACAGUUGUCUUUGUCCCCAGUAGAAGGAGAUAUACUCAAAAACAUCAUUGACACGGUGUACAGAAAAGUUUUAGAAGAAUAUGAAAUGGAAAUUAUGCCUGAUAAAGAUUUUCUAAGUAAUACAAAAGCAUUAGCUGCCCAGAUAACCAAAAUCAUUCUGACUGAAAUUUCUUAUUUUCAAAUUCCAUCAGAUCUUGUGGCAAAUCUUCCUUUACACUUGCAUUCCAAACUUAGUCAAAAUGUCUUGGUGAAUAGAGUCCAUUAUGACAUUAGUAAAUCAAGAUUCCGAAGACAGGCUUCAACAAUGUAUUCUACCAUGCUCUCACAUGUUCAUAUAGAGAAAAUAGUGACUCAGCUCAUGUCUCAGAUAAAUCCAUCACAUUCCAGUGUAGAAUAUUCUGACACUUCUCAAUCAGAAUUAAAUAACACGGUCAUAAAACUGAUUAAUGAAAUCAUGUCAAUAAUUUCAAAACAUGCAAUAUGUAUUGUAAAACAUGGAAAUGAAAAACAGAGUAUGAUUUCAGAGAAAGACAUGCAGUCGAUGGUCGACUCCAUUUAUGCUGAUCUUUCCCAUUCAAAUCUGUAUCAGUCCCUUACAAAAGAUAAAAAGGGCCUAAGUAGCAUACCUGUUUCAAAAAUUGCAAGUUUUAUAAUAAAGGAGAUCUUCAAUCAUCAUCUAGAGUCAUUCUUAUCGGGUGAUAAAAGUAUUCUUUCAACUACAGUGGCUCAAACGUGCAAGAAGAAGCCCAAAACAAGCACUAAGCAAAGAGAGCUGUCGAUCAUUGUGAACUCUGCCGUCUUUUUGGAAGAAGUAAUUACUGAGCUUUUAUGCAAAAUUCUUCAGACAUUUAUACAGAAUUCCUUGGAUACUGAAACCCCAGAGAGAGCAAUAGCUAAAAUAAUGGACAUUGUUACAACCUUAGUAAAAUCAAUUGUUUUAGAAUUCACUACAUCUGAGAUUUUAGUCGCAGAACAUUUGGAUGAGAGUCUGAGGUUUUCAGAGACAUAUAAAGAAAUGGUUCAAAGAACAGUCGACUCUGUUUACAGAAAUCUAUUUGAUGAAUGUAAGUCUCUGACUCAACUACACAAGGCUGUACAAAAUGACACUUCAUGUUUUGGAGGGAAAAUAUAUCAUUUUCUAUUGGAAGAAAUGUAUGAUUAUCAAGUGCAGUCAUUAGUUUCAGGAGAAUUAAUGCCUUCUUGCUAUUCUUCACCUCAAGCUGCAAAUAUCAUCAAAAAUGUACUCAAUGUCAUCUUGAAGGAUACCAAUGCAUUACCAUCAUGUAUUACAGUGCUCCCUUGUUCUGUGAUAGAAAAUAUGAUUUACAAGCUUUUAGAAAACAUCUUUCCUUCAGAUGAUACUGAAGAUGAACUAAAGGAGAAAGAGGCUGGGCCAGAUGAUGAUGAUGAUGAGUUCAUGGUUGCAGCUUCAAAACUGACCGAUGAAAUUAUGCAAGAAAUUUAUGAACACGAGAUCAAAUUUACCAACGCAGAGGAGACAGCCGGUAUAAUAUAUGAAACAACUGAGAAUUUCAUUGACUCUGUAUGUAAAAAUAUUUUGAAGAAAUCUGAAUUCCAAGAAGAAGAAGAAGAAGAAGAAGUACAGAAAGAUGCACACAAAGAGGGAGGUUCAUUUCUCGGUAAAAUAGCUGGCUCCAUUAUUAAAGAAAUCAUGGAUCAUCAUUUGCAGUUAUUUUUAUAUGGUGAAGACUCACCUUCUAGUAACUUACCUCAUUUUGGUGUUGCUUCUCUUAUUGCUAAAUCCAUGAAAGAGAAGGCACCAUCCUCUCUAUUUUCAGCUGCAUUUUUAGAGGAUGUAAUUGUUGACCUUGCUCACAAAUUUUGCUCUUUCUCAACUCUUACUGAAGAUGCCAGGAAAAAGGAUAUGCCAGAGGCAGAAAUUGUAAGCUUGGCUAUUAAGUUUGCAAACUCUCUAAUACGAGAUUUUAGGAAAAGUGGAAUUAAAGUAUUACCACAUGCUGAAGAAAUAUUUUCUUUCCCACCAAUUGCAAAGGAGACAAUUGAUGAGAUAUCUAAUUUUGUCUAUGAUCAGUUUAUAGGGAAAUUCGGAGCUGAUGGUAUUCAGAAGGAUGGCACUGGGAACAUUGUUAUAGAAAUGGUUUCUUCUUUGGCACAAAAGGCAAUCUCUACAUUCAAGAUUCAGCCACUAUUUUCAGGAGACUGGUGUUCAACUUUCUUCUCAUUUCUAGAUCCAGAAAAUAUCUCCCAAAGGGUUCAGCUCCUCCCACAGAACACCUCCAUGAAGAUUAGUGACUCCUUAAAACAGAACCAGCUUGCUCUAUCUAAAGACACAUCAAUUACAAAAGAUGAGACCCAAGAUCCAGUACUUAACUCUAUAGCUACCAUUAUGAAAAGCAAUAUCAUCAAUCUCCUGUCAGGACCAAGUGAAGGCGACACAGAUGCAAAGAAAGAAGAGGAAAGCCAAGUCAAACCCGCCACUCCAGAAACCACCUCACCAGCUCGGUCCCCACUCACCAGCAUGAAAAGCCAAAGUACUCAGGUGCAACAUUCCGCUACAUCUCCAUCCACCAGCAUGAAAGGCAGAGGUGCUCAGAUGAAACAUUCUGCUACAUCUCCACACACCAGCAUGAGAGGCAGAGGUGCUCAGAUGAAACAUUCUGCUACAUCUCCACACACCAGCAUGAGAAGCAGAGGUGCUCAGAUGAAACAUUCUGCUACAUCUCCACACACCAGCAUGAGAGGCAGAGGUGCUCAGAUGAAACAUUCUGCUACAUCUCCACACACCACCAUGAAAGCCAGAGGUACUCAGGUGCAAUAUUUGAGUGACAAAUGUAAAAGGACUGAAACUGGAAAGGAGAAUUUAGUUCUAGUCAAUGAGCAGGGGCAGAUUCUUGAAAUAUUCACCCAUUUUGCAGUUGCGAAGACAGUUGAAAACAGUCCUGAGAAGGAGGGGCUUAGAUCAGAUUUGAAAAUGCAAAAUAAAAAAAUUGAUGUGAGUGAAAGUUCAGUGAAAAGAGAAGACAAGCCCAAGGGUAAGACUAAAGAGACCAUGACAGAAAAAACUGUACUAAUACCCCAACAACCAGUCAAGGAAGAGAGGAGACAGUCUGUAGCGGAGACAGAUAUGGAGGACGAAUCGUACUCAGAAAGUGAACAUGUUGAAAAUGUCAUUGAAAAUAUUUAUGACAAUGUUUUAAUAGUAUCUUCUCAAGAACCACUGGAUUUUUCCAGACCAAUGUACAGCAGAAGCCUCCUAAGUGAUAAAGCCUUGGUUAUACUUCAAGAUUCUGCACAGCUUGUUAAAACAAAGGAUUUACCCCCAUCAGUUCACAAAGACAUUGCUUCUAAAGGGAAAACAAGAAAAGAAACAGAAACCAGAAGAAGAGAGGAGAGUGAGACCAAAAAAUUAAAAGAGCUUAAAACUAAGUCCAGUAUGACAGACCCUCCUAAGUCCUCAUCGGAAAGUAACAUUGUUCCUGCCAAGUUUCUAGAAGAUGUGAUCAUUGAACUGGUGAACAAACUGGUAUUUACAUCUUCGCCAGAAACAGAAAAGUGUGACAAAAGUACAGCUACGAGUGAUCAAAAGCCAGUUGAACUUUAUGACACAGCUAUGAGACUCGUCAAUUCAAUGAUGAAAGAGUUUUCAGAUGCAAAAAUUAAGGUAUUUAGGCCAAAAAAAGAAAAGGAGGUACUUCCAAAAUCAGUCAAAGAAUCAGAUCUUGCAGCACCUCCUGAGAUUAAAGAAACAACUAUAAAAAAGCCACCAUCGAGCACAGAUAUUAAAAGCAAGGAUAAAAUGUCGCAAACGCAGAAAACACCUGAACAGUCCUUUUCUGACAAGUUGUCGUCCAUAGAGAAGACACCAUCGACUGAAAAAACAAUAGUCAAUAAAAUUGUUCAUUCUUGUGUUUGCAGUGUUUUAAAGGAAUGUAAAUCUCAAGAGUCUAUUUGUGAGAGCAUCAACAGUAAUGGGGAGAAUCUAGCAAAAAGGCUAACGAGCACAGUGAUAAAUGAAAUUUUUCAGCAUCAGCUUAACUUGAUGUUUUCUGAUGAGAUACCAGCUUCAGCAUGUGUGCCUCUGGAAUCAAAAGAUGUUGAGAAAAAGGUCCAAACUGCCGUGAAAACAGUCAGUAAAGAAUGUCAGACCUCAUCUCCCUAUACCAUACAGUUACCUUACAAAUUUUUAGAGGAUGUAUCUUCCGGUCUUUUAGCAAAAGUCUUUUCAAAACUAUCCAAUGUCAAGACAAAACUAACUCCAGAAAAUGUGUUGACGCAACUAGACUUCAUUCAAAUGAAUUUAGUAAAAACGAUUGCAGCAGAGAUUUCCAAAAAUGAAGAUCUGAUUAUACAGUACGUAGAAUCCUUGCAUCCAAAUGAUGAUGAAAUUGUUCAACUGGUGGUUCAAACAAUUUAUAAUAAUCUUUUGCCACAGUUUGGAUCACAGGAAAUCUUACAAAAAUGUUUAAUUAGUGGGUGCAAAGUCCUUUCAAAAAACAUAGUUGACUUAGUUCUACGAGAAGUGACUGGCAACCAGUUGCAGAACUAUUUUGGUGGUGAGUUGACUCCAUAUCAGUGUGCAGAAGUUGACACUGUUGUUGAAAAUAUCCUCACCAAUGUGAUCUUAACAACUCCAACACAGCCACCAAGUCCUCGUAAACUCUCUUACAACGUAAUAGAAACAAUUGCUGUAAAGUUCUUAUCGAAGCUUUUAUCUGUCUUUCCAAAAGGCAGUACAGAAAGAACUAAAUCUCAAGAAAGUGAAAUGCAAAAAAUAACCUCAAAAAUAUUAAAUUCAAUCCAGGAAUUUUUCUCCAAAAGUAAAAUCGAAGUUGUACAACCGGCUAAGGCAUCAGAAGCUGUGCCUUCAGCUGACAAGGCAACUAUUGAAAAGGUGGUUAAUUCCGUCUAUGCCAAUCUUUUGAAACACUCAGGCUCCCCUAAUUCUGUAUUUGAAGAUUUAAUGGGGAAGAGUGAUGUCCUUUCUGACAUAAUAGGUUUUUCAAUGGUAAAGGAGAUUUCCAAUUCUGAAUUUCAACCUCAAUCAGAGGAGGAACUUUCAAGUUCAGAGUUAGUCCUAGAAGCUGUCAAGAUUAUGGAAAAGGUGGUGAAAAUCAUUGAUGACCUUAAGUCCCAGGAAAAAACCGCAUCCAUAAGAGAUGUGGUGUUAGACUCCAGAGUUUUAGAGGAAGCUUUGGCCUUGUUCUUGGCUAAACUAGUAAGGAAGCCUGGUCCUGCAAGCAAAGACACAAACAGUUUAACAAAGCCCGAGUUAAAUAAAAUUGCAUCUCAGUUGACAAAAUCUGUAACAGCUGAAAUUUCCAAAAGUAACAUUAGUCUUGUGGAUUCCAUUCCCGAAGAAAAAUCUUUAGAUCCAGAAAAUAUUGAAAUGAUUUCUCAGGUUGUUGAGUCUGUUUACAGUGACAUAAUAAAACAAUCCGGAUCCAAGAAAGAACUCUAUGAUAUAAAAGGCACAAAGAAGGCUUUCCCUAAGAAGGUCGCUAGCUUGAUUGUCGAUGGAGUUUCCAGUGUUUCGUCAUGUAGAGUUAGCACAGGGAGUUCUUCCGCUGCGGCCUUAGGAGAUUUAGACACAAACAGAAUCAUUGAAAAGGCACAAAAGCACGCUGCACUGAUGAGCUCUGACUCAGACAAAGAAUCCGAAGAUGUAUUAGAAGAUGAACUUCCAGUUAAAAUAAUUCCACAUGUGAGGAAUAAACCGAUGAAAAUAGAUCCAAAUAUCGUCUCAGAACACUUGGCUGUUAUUUCUAUGAAGACUCAGCCUCUGGAGACUCUGAAGAUGGACUGUAUAAAGAGAACUGGAUGCAGUAUAGCCGAACUGAGAAGAGCUUCCAUAAGUGGCAAAGGUCCUUCUUGCACAGAUGUGUCUGAAUCAGAAACAAGGCAGAAAGAGAGACGCAUCUCACUGGAUAGGACUGGACGACUAGAUGUGAAACCCUUAGAGGCUGUUGGCAGAAAUUCGUUUCAAAAUGUAAGAAGGCCUGAUAUCACCAGAGUAGAGCUUUUGAAAGAUAUUAAUAACAAAAAAGAUCUGAUCAUUCGGCUAGUAGCUCAUGAUAUUGGUCAAAAAGAUUCAGAUAUUAGCUUAAGAGAGGACACGGUUUCUGAUGAUGAGGAGGUUGUCCUAGGAGAAGUUGUUGGAGACCAGUGCUUAAGAAACGUAGCUGGAGAUUAUGUUGAACAAGUUGUGAAACCUCCAGAAAGCCAAGUUGCUUCUCCUAAGACAGCAACAAGCUCAAGCAGUCUGAAAAAGUUCUUAGCACUGAGCAAAUGUUGUCAGCCCAUAUCUGGCGAAAAUAUUGAAAGUAUUGAAGUCACUGGAAAUCAGAUAACGGAACCUAACAAGACAAAUGUUAAAAGAGCUGUUGCUGAACUUGAUAUGCCUUAUUCUAAACACUUGGCAGAAGCACCGCCUUCAAGGGACAAAUUACAAUAUAAGAAAGAAGAAAUCCUUCCUACUGAACCAACACAUUACUUCAUACACAGAAUUAUGAGCACAUCAUCAUACAACCAAGAAGACCUCAUUUCUGGCGAAGCAGAAGAAUUUAUACCAGAUCCAAAGGCUAAUGCAUUAGAAGAAAGUUGUCAGGAACCACAAGAAGGAAACUCAAACAGUGUUGAGUUUGUCACCAUCUACGAAGAAUCAAAAAAUAUGGCCAGCAGUGCACGUCUUUCAAAGGAACACGUUUCAGAAAUGCCUAAGAGCAGUAUUUCCAAGCAAGGUUCUAAAGUGCUGGCAAAGGUAUCUUCCACUCUGUCAAAGGUGUUCUCCCGAUCGAGCGGCAGUGUUCCUAAAUCCUCCUCACCACCUCACCAGGAUAAGUGCUGAAGCUUCUCCACUUGAUAAAAUUGUGAUUCUCUAUAAAAUAAAAUGAUAUUUAAAGUAGAA
Molecule: messenger RNA, 21057 nt
Organism: Rattus norvegicus (Norway rat)
Lineage: Eukaryota; Metazoa; Chordata; Mammalia; Rodentia; Muridae
Gene: Fsip2
Product: fibrous sheath-interacting protein 2
Source: RefSeq, a predicted model, not a curated record